AAACAGCUUCCAAUGGCAAACGCCCAGCACAUUCACCGCCAUCCGCCUCCUUCACUGACCUUUCGACUUCCUCAAGAGUCAAGAGCCACCCCAAACCAGUAAUUUAAUUGAUUUAUUUAUCUAAGAAAAUAUUAGAAAAGUCAAUCCCCACUCUCAGCUCCCAAUGUCUUCAGUUCGCAGGCGAAUGGCGAACCUGGCCAAUUCCGCGUGCUUCAAGCACUCUGUUGCUCUCCGGCCUGAUCGCCGUUCUUCUCCAAUCGGAUUCAGGAGCUUCCGCCGAAGCUACGUUGUUUCGUCCUCAGAUUUCGCCAACGAAAACCGAGAGUUUGUGAUUGUUGGUGGCGGCAAUGCGGCUGGCUAUGCAGCUAGGACUUUCGUCGAACACGGAAUGGCCGAUGGACGCCUUGCAAUCGUGUCCAAAGAGGCCGUUGCGCCUUAUGAGCGUCCUGCUUUGACAAAAGGCUAUUUGUUCCCUUCGGAUAAGAAGCCAGCACGAUUGCCUGGGUUUCAUACUUGUGUUGGAUCCGGCGGUGAUAGGCAAACACCUGACUGGUAUAAAGAAAAAGGGAUAGAGAUGUUCUAUGAAGAUCCCGUAUCAAAUGUUGAUAUUGAAAAGCAGACACUGACUACAAAUUCAGGCAAACUGCUCAAGUUUGGAUCACUUAUAAUUGCAACAGGAUGUACAGCCUCAAGAUUUCCUGAGAAAAUUGGAGGAAACCUACCUGGUGUUCAUUAUAUUCGGGAUGUUGCAGAUGCUGAUGCACUAGUAUCAUCAUUGGAGAAAGCACGGAAGGUGGUGGUUGUUGGUGGUGGUUAUAUUGGUAUGGAGGUUGCUGCAGCCACUAUUGGUUGGAAACUUGAUACAACAAUCAUAUUUCCAGAAAACCAUCUGUUGCAAAGAUUGUUUACUGCUUCACUUGCCCGGAGAUAUGAGGAAUUCUACCAAGAGAAUGGUGUUAAAUUCAUAAAGGGUGCCUCAAUUAAAAAUUUAGAAGCUGGUGCUGAUGGACGUGUAAAUUAUGUUAAGCUUGAAGAUGGAACUACUAUAGAAGCAGACACAGUAGUUAUUGGUAUUGGAGCAAAACCUGCUGUUGGUCCUUUUGAAAGUGUCGGUUUGGAUUCCAGUGUUGGUGGUAUACAGGUUGAUGGUCUGUUCCGGACGAGGAUACCUGGAAUCUUCGCAGUUGGAGAUGUUGCAGCAUUUCCAUUGAAGAUGUAUAACCGUAUAGCACGAGUUGAACAUGUAGAUCAUGCUCGUCGAUCUGCACAGCAUUGCGUUAAGGCUCUAGUGAGUGCACAAACUGAUACAUAUGAUUACCUCCCAUCUUUUUACUCGAGGGUGUUUGAAUAUGAAGGAAGCCCCAGGAAAAUAUGGUGGCAAUUUUUUGGGGAUAAAGUUGGAGAGACGAUUGAAAUUGGGAAUUUUAAUCCUAAGAUUGCCACUUUCUGGAUAGAUUCUGGCAAAUUGAAAGGUGUUCUUCUUGAGAGCGGAAGUCCCGAGGAAUUUCAACUCCUUCCAAAACUUGCCAGGAGCCAGCCCAUUGUCGAUAAAGCCAGGCUUCAGAAUGCAUCUUCGGUUGAGGAGGCAGUGGACAUUGUUCAGUCAUCGUUAUAGGUUGAAGUUGCGGUUUAGUAAAGAAGAGUGCAGCUUGUUUAUGUCAAUCAUAACGCGGAGUUUCACAUCUAUACAUGCCAAUGUUUCAGUAGGGAAUAAAAGCUUCUUCCAUGGCCUCAAGCUUCUUUUAACUUUGGUGAAAUUUACAGUAGUUGGUGCAGCGAUGCAUAUCGGAAGAACACAGAUAGAGAGAGGUGUAGUUUUCCAUUGUUAUGGGGCUACUUGUCAGUCCGUGUUCUUUAUCAACAGUCGUUUGCUGCAAGUUAUGUAGCUUGAUCGAAUUACUCAUGUAAACGUUUCUAUUCAAUUUUAAUAAAAUUUCAACCGUUGGACAAAAAAA
This is a messenger RNA of Pyrus x bretschneideri (Chinese white pear), 1955 nucleotides long. RefSeq names its product monodehydroascorbate reductase, chloroplastic/mitochondrial. The transcript has 17 exons. Gene Ontology annotation, molecular function: flavin adenine dinucleotide binding; oxidoreductase activity, acting on NAD(P)H. NCBI's taxonomy places the organism in Eukaryota, Viridiplantae, Streptophyta, Magnoliopsida, Rosales, Rosaceae. The coding region runs from base 164 to 1615 and encodes 483 amino acids. Gene Ontology annotation, cellular component: cytoplasm. The record is from RefSeq and is a predicted model, not a curated record.